AUGGUGCUCGUGCAAUGUCUGGAAAAUUCCAAAGUACCUAUGCAAACACUUGUGAAACAAAAAUAUCCACAGUGGGUUUGGACGCAUUGCAUGAUCCAUAGAGAAGCUUUGGCUUCCAAGGAAAUGAGUCCUGGUUUGAAUAUUGUAGUAACUACGGUUCUGACAGCAGUAAAUUAUAUAAAAAUGAGAUUCUUAAAAAUCAGAUUAUUUUCUGAACUUUACAAAGACAUGGGUGCAGUACAUUCAUCGUUAUUUUUUUAUUGCGGGACAAGAUUGUUGUCACGUGGAAGAUUUUCGCAACGUGUUUAUGAGUUAAGAGAGGAAAUCGCCAUUGAUUUAGUAGAGGAACACAGACUGGAAGUCGAGAAGUGUCGAGAUUAUUAA
Molecule: messenger RNA, 384 nt
Organism: Zophobas morio
Lineage: Eukaryota; Metazoa; Arthropoda; Insecta; Coleoptera; Tenebrionidae
Product: protein FAM200A-like
Exons: 1
Coding region: 1-384 (127 amino acids)
Source: RefSeq, a predicted model, not a curated record